GGUUAAUUAAUAAAGGAAGUAAUUUUAAAUAAAGCAAGUUUGCUAUUAUUUUAAGGCAUCUCUUCGGCUACCAAUUUGGGGUCCUCGCAUUACACAUUUUCAGCAUGGCGGCCUCCGUAGCAGGGUUGCUUAAACCUUGGACACCGAGCGUGUUCCUGGUUAGAUGGAGCAGAUAUAACCCAUACUACCUAGAGCCGGAGGUGAGGAGGGAAGCAUACAGCCGCUCCGAGGCAGAGCUGAGUGCUGAAGAGCAGGAGGAGCGCAAGCUCAAAGAACUGCGACCCAUAAAAGCAGCCACCUGCAGCGCCACAAGCUCUGUCUUUGACGAUCCCGUUAUUAGUAAAUUUAUCAGAAUGAUCAUGACGGAAGGGAAUAAGGUUUUAGCCAGAGAGAUUGUCACACAGACACUGGAGAACAUAAAAAGGAAACAGGUGGAGAAAUAUCACAAAUCUCCACCUGGGAAGAAAGAGGAGAUUGAAUGUAAUCCCUACACCAUCUUCCACACAGCACUGGAGAACUGUAAGCCUGUUGUUGGGCUGGCGAGCAUACAGAAAGGUGGAAAGUUUUACCAGGUGCCCAUCCCACUUACAGACAACCGCCGCCGGUUCCUCGCCAUGAAAUGGAUGAUCACAGAGUGCAGAGAAAACAAACACAGGCGCACCCACAUGUACGAAAAACUCUCCCAAGAAUUACUGGCCGCCUUUGAAAAGGAGGGCAAUGUCAUCAAGAAGAAGCACGAGCUGCACAAGAUGGCCGAAGCAAACAGAGCCUACGCCCACUACCGCUGGUGGUAGCUGCUGACGUCUCAGGAUCUGCAGCACGAUGGACACGCAGCGACAGGAAGUCAUGGCUGUCCCAAAAGCUUUUGUAAAUAGUGGAAAUGACUAAACAAGGUUACUUUUUUGUAUUCAGAAGAAUAAACAGCUUAUAAAUGCAAAAUAACUGCAAAUUAUGGUAAGAAAGAGAAAAGUAUUUAUUCAAACAAAAACCUUGGAAUUUGCUGUACAAACAAUAAAAAGUGUUGUAACAUUGUAAUACAACUGAGGUACAUCA
Molecule: messenger RNA, 1053 nt
Organism: Oryzias melastigma (Indian medaka)
Lineage: Eukaryota; Metazoa; Chordata; Actinopteri; Beloniformes; Adrianichthyidae
Gene: mrps7
Product: mitochondrial ribosomal protein S7
Exons: 5
Coding region: 105-794 (229 amino acids)
Biological process (GO): ribosomal small subunit assembly; translation
Cellular component (GO): ribosome
Molecular function (GO): structural constituent of ribosome; rRNA binding; mRNA binding
Source: RefSeq, a predicted model, not a curated record